UUGUUUAAUCAAUUUUAUUUGAUCACACCGGUGCUGGCAGAAGUUGUCGAUGGAAAGUCGCGAGGACGAGCCAUUGGCUCCGACGAAACCGCCGGAAAUUGACCCCGAGUUGAACGCUACCGCUGCGACGGCCGUCGAGCAAUGGAGGAACUAUCAACAAGCAUACGCCGCGUACCAGCAGCAAUAUGCCGCCUACCAGCAGUACAUUCAGCAAAGACAGUAUGCCCAAACGGUGGAGCAGCAGCAAAUGGCCUACUCGCAGUAUCUGGAGCGUCACAGCCAGUACCAGUACCAAUUGCAGCAGUAUGAGCAACACCACCAGCAGCUUCCUCCAACCGAUGCGGUGGCCUCCUGGUCGGGUGAAUCGUACGGCGUACCGAAUCCGAUGAUGGUGCAGCAGCCCGUAAUGGCUGCUGUGGAACCAAAUGCUAGUCAAAUGAACGGCUACAGUGUGAUGCCUACGCGGCAGGACGCUUUGGCCGAACAAUCCGCGUUUGCGAAGACCCGCAAGCGCCCCCGAGAACCGCGAUCCAAAAUCCGUUCCAAUGAGAAGAAGUCGGAAUUGCACACGAAAACGAUUGUGUAUGUCAACCCAGAUGACGAAACAAUGCUGCCGGCUGACUUGAAGAAACUGUUUAUGGAGUUUCAGUGCGAUCUGUGCCGCACGCGGAUGAACUCCCACAUUUCGGCCAACAUUCACUACCAGUCGAAGGCGCACGAGAAGAAAAUUAACCAAUGGUUAAAGGAGUACUGCGCGGCGACGGGUACCCCGAUGCCGGUGCGUGUUCGGCGUCAGCCGGAACUGGCCACCGAAGCGAUUGCCGCCGUCGGUCAGUCCGUGUACCACUGUGAGGCGUGCGAUCUUCCCCUCACCUCGAUACAGCACGCCAAUCAACACUACACUGGCAAACGCCACUGGAUGGUGGUGAACGGAAAGAAGCUUCCGUCUGGCAACGGGUUCUACAACGCCGAAGGCAAAUGGAUACGCUCCGGUAACAUCGUAACCGAACAAACGGACCCAGUACCAAAUGGCGCUAACAAACGACCUGCACAUCCGGUGGUGCAGAUUAAAGCAAAGCGUCGUCUACUGGAGCCCCCGCCCGUUCCACCGACGGAAUUGAUGACGGGUGUCAAUUGGCUGGCGGAUGCGGUGCCCACUUCGUCGAUAAAUGGCGUCACUACUCAACCGACACCGGUGCCGGAGGUCAGCACUGCGGUGCCAACACUGGUCAUAUCGGUUACACCGUUCAACGAGCCUAAGCCAAUUCUAACGAUCAACGUGGAAAGUGACGAAGAGGAACCUAAGACAGUGGUGCCUCCGGUUGUAGAGACAACGAUUGUUGGUGCUCCAGCUGUAGCUGUUCCGGGACAGGUGGUGGUUACGGCUCCUCCUGAGGGUGGCCCGAAUACGUCCAUCACGACUAGUGCCCCCACUACCACGUUGGAGCAGGAGAUACGGAAAAAGGAAGGGCUCGAUUGCGUUGACGAUUCGGGCACGUUUUGUUUGAUCUGCGAAACGUCCGUUACGUCACGCUCGGAAAUGCUGAUGCACAUGAAAGGUGCCAAGCACCUCAAGAAGGCCCGGCUGAAGGGUUUGGCCGUGCGCACUACUCCGUUCCGUCCGGGUGACACGAUCCUGAAGAGCCUGUCGAGACCGGCACGCAAGACGGACUGGUCGUUGUAUCGCAUGCCGUCCGGUAAGUUCUACUGCAAGCUUUGCAAUCUGAUCGUGGCCGAUGAGAAGAUGUUCAGCAUGCAUUGGUAUGGUAAGAAGCACAAGCUAAAGAAGCGCCAAGAGCAAGCAAGCGAACAGAAUGGCAACGCUACGACGACGACGACCACGACGAUGGCGACUACGAGCGUUCCCAGCACGCCGGUGAAUCCGUUCGCCUCGGAUGAUAUCGAGCUCGCACCGGCUGCCUACGAUCCUCCCGUCGAAGCGGUUGAUGCGAAUCUGCAUCAGAUAGAUCAGGCCCUACCGCCCUUUAAACGACAUUUUCGAGCAUUUUACUAUGGCAAGCGUAAUCGAUUUGGGAAGCCACGAAAACCGUUCCCUGUUUCGAACUGAGGCGAACAAUCUCAAACAGUGUAUAGAAAAAAAAAACAAUAAUUGACAUUAUUAUCCUACGUAAACUCUGAAAGCGUAGUUUAAGUGUUUUAAAA
Anopheles coustani is the source of this 2163-nucleotide messenger RNA. RefSeq lists its product as uncharacterized. The coding region runs from base 50 to 2068 and encodes 672 amino acids. Gene Ontology annotation, molecular function: nucleic acid binding; zinc ion binding. The record is from RefSeq and is a predicted model, not a curated record. The transcript is spliced from 3 exons. NCBI's taxonomy places the organism in Eukaryota, Metazoa, Arthropoda, Insecta, Diptera, Culicidae.